UACAGCAAUAUCCGAGUUUUUGAAUACGGUGCUAGCGAGCCGUAUUAUUGGCCAUGGCACGCUGAGAGUCUGAGACAGAUAUGUUGCACCCACACCGACACAGUCUCGAGUAUGUCGACCUUAACUCCGACCAAGGAGUCUACUCUUUCCCCACGGCGUUCGUGCGACCUCGUGGAGGAUCACCAUUCGAUGGUAAUCCGUUCCUAUCAGAUGGUGUCUUACCCAAACCCUUCAAGUCGUUCAGUGAUUACGACUCACUGCGUACCUUACGAGUCACCACACAAGCCCUGCUCGAUCUCGCUACAAGCCGAGCACCUGAUAAGUUUCUUCCUCGUCAGCUAGAGGUAUUGCACUUUACGUAUUGCGAUGAGCUUGUAAUCCCACACCUCGAGAUCCUGAUCUCUGAUCUUUCCAAUACAAUGUCAAAGUUGGAAAACAUUCGCAUCGAUCCCUGGAAUCUGAACAUCGCUUGGCGAUAUCAACAAGAUGAUGAAAACCCGGCGUUCGGCCACCGCGGAGGAAAAGUAACGGAUCAUAAAUUUGAAGCAAACACGCGAUGUUUGUGAGGUUGCAGAGUGUUGGGCAGAUGUUUUGGCGCUCCUGUGAAGAGCUGCAGGGUAUCAUUCUGGCUUCAGGACAGCAGCACUUCGCCCUGGAGUAUCGAUUUCUGAUCUCGGUAUUUGAAUGGCAUCAUUCGGCUGGUGUAGUUGGUGGACGAGGGCGAUCAAGCUUCUUCGCUCUCACUAAAGUCGAUAUCGCGGUAACCUCCCCAUGUGCUAAACUCUGUCACGCGUAUAGCUGUGGAAAUGCAC
Aureobasidium pullulans EXF-150 is the source of this 812-nucleotide messenger RNA. RefSeq lists its product as uncharacterized. The record is from RefSeq and is a predicted model, not a curated record. Bases 81 to 566 code for a protein of 161 amino acids. Lineage: Eukaryota; Fungi; Ascomycota; Dothideomycetes; Dothideales; Saccotheciaceae. The transcript has 2 exons.